CAAGACAAACAGCCGGUGCCCAGGGACUGUGUCCAGCUGUCUCUUCUCUCCACAGAGCUAGAAGCUGGGAGCCCCUGCCUUGCCCACCCUCCAGCCCUCCCAGCCCGCUGCUUCCCCAGGGAAGCUAUGGGGCUAGGGGCUCUGCUGAUCCUGCUGGUGGCUACUGCUUGGCUUGGCCAGGGCACCCCGGUCAUUGAACCCAGUGGACCGGAGCUUGUUGUGGAGCCAGGGACAGUGGUGACUCUGCGGUGUGUGGGCAACGGCAGCGUGCAGUGGGAUGGCCCCACGCCCCCCCUCUGGAAGCUGGAUCCUGACAAUCCCAGCAGCAUCUGGAUCACAAACAAUGCCACCUUUCAACACACGGGGACUUACCGCUGCUCCGAGACCGGGGGGCUUUCGGGGGGCACUGCCUCCAUUCACCUCUACGUCAAAGACCCUGUCCGACCCUGGAAGCUGCUGGCAGAAGAGGUGACAGUGUUCGAGGGUGAGGAUGCUGUGCUGCCCUGCCUGCUCACUGACCCAGCUCUGAGCGCACAUGUCUCACUGAUGCGUGAGCGUGGCCGACCUGUGGGGCGCCACAUCGUCUAUUCCUUCUCACCUUUGCGUGGCUUUACCAUCCACAAGGCCAAGUACCUUGACAGCCACUACUACCAGUGCAGAGUUUUGGUGAAUGGCAGGAUGGUCCCGAGUCUUGGCAUCAAGCUCAAAGUGAACAAAGUCCUCAAAGGGCCUCCCGCCUUGACACUGGAGCCUACAGAGCUGGUGCGGAUUCGAGGGGAGAAUGCCCAGAUUACAUGCAAAGCCACUGAGCCUGGCGUCCACUUCUACGUCUUACUCAAACACGGAGACACCAAGCUCAACAUCUCUCAAGAAGUUGACUUCCAGGAUAACAAAUAUCAUAAAGUGCUGGCCCUGAACCUGAGUGCUGUAGACUUCCAAGACUCUGGCAAUUAUACCUGCCUGGCCACCAAUAGCAUGGGUGUCCGUUCGAACUCUAUGAUUCUCCAGGUGGUAGAAAGUGCCUACUUGAACUUGACCUCUGAGCAGAAUCUCCUCCAGGAGGUGACUGUGGGAGAAAGCCUCAACCUCAAAGUCAAGGUGGAUGCCUACCCUGGCCUACAAACGUACAGCUGGACCUAUCUGGGGCCCUUCUUUGACCACCAGCCCAGUCUUGAUUUUAUCAUCAAGAAGGACACAUACAGCAGGUACUCUACCCUCCUCUCCCUGCCCCGCCUGAAGCCCUGGGAGGCCGGCCGCUACUCCUUCAGGGCCCGGAACGCAAGAGGCUGGAGCGCGUUGACCUUCAACCUCACCCUGCAAUAUCCUCCCGAGGUCAGUGUGACGUGGGCCCGCAUCAAUGGCUCCAAUAUCCUCUUCUGUAAUGUCUCUGGGUACCCUCAGCCCAAUGUGACAUGGCUGAUGUGCCGGGGCCACACAGAUAGAUGUGAGCGAGCGCAGAUGCUGCAGACCUGGGAGGACUCAGAACUCAAGGUGCUGUACCAGGAGCCCUUUCGCAAAGUGAUCGUGCAGAGCCAGCUGAUUGUUGGGGCCUUCCAGCACAAUACGACCUACGAGUGCAGGGCCCACAACAGCGUGGGCAACAGCUCUGAGACCUUCAGGGCUGUCACCUCAGAAUCUGUUGUGAAGCCCCCCGAGGGGUCCCUCUUCAUGCCGGUGGUGGUCUCCUGCCUGGUUGUCAUGACCUUCCUGCUGCUGCUGCUCUUGUACAAGUACAAGCAGAAACCCAAGUACCAGAUACGCUGGAAGAUCAUUGAGAGCUACGAGGGCAAUAACUACACCUUCAUUGACCCUACCCAGCUGCCCUACAAUGAAAAGUGGGAGUUCCCUCGCAACAACCUGCAGUUUGGUAAGACCUUGGGAGCUGGCGCCUUUGGGAAAGUUGUGGAGGCCACAGCCUUCGGUCUGGGCAAGGAAGACGCUGUCCUGAAGGUGGCUGUGAAGAUGCUGAAAUCCACGGCUCAUGCUGACGAGAAGGAGGCCCUGAUGUCCGAGCUGAAGAUCAUGAGUCACCUGGGCCAGCAUGAAAACAUAGUCAACCUCCUGGGAGCCUGCACCCAUGGAGGCCCUGUCCUGGUCAUCACGGAGUACUGUUGCUAUGGGGACCUGCUCAACUUUCUGAGAAGGAAGGCUGAAGCUAUGUUGGGACCCAGCCUGAACCCAAGUCAGGACCCUGAGGGGGAAACCAGCUAUAAGAACGUGCACCUGGAGAAGAAAUACAUCCGCAGGGACAGUGGCUUCUCCAGCCAGGGCAUGGAUACUUAUGUGGAAAUGAGACCAGUCUCCACUUCUUCAAAUGACUCCUUCCCUGAGCAAGAUUUGGACAAGGAGGAAAGUCGGCCGCUGGAACUCUGGGAUCUGCUCCACUUCUCCACCCAAGUGGCUCAGGGAAUGGCCUUCCUGGCUUCCAAGAAUUGCAUCCACCGUGACGUGGCAGCGCGCAAUGUGCUGCUCACCAAUGGGCACGUGGCCAAGAUUGGAGACUUUGGGCUGGCUAGGGACAUCAUGAAUGACUCCAACUACAUUGUCAAGGGCAACGCCCGCUUGCCUGUGAAGUGGAUGGCCCCAGAGAGCAUCUUUGACUGCAUCUACACUGUGCAGAGUGACGUCUGGUCCUAUGGCAUCCUCCUCUGGGAGAUCUUCUCACUGGGACUCAACCCAUACCCUGGCAUCCUAGUGAACAGCAAGUUCUACAAAUUGGUCAAGGAUGGAUAUCAAAUGGCCCAGCCUGCGUUUGCCCCAAAGAACAUAUAUAGCAUCAUGCAGGCCUGCUGGGAUCUGGAGCCCACCCAGAGACCCACCUUCCAGCAGAUCUGCACCCUCCUUCAGAAACAGGACCAAGCACACAGGAGAGAGCAGGAUUACGCCAACCUGCCAAAUAGUAGCAGCAGUAAUGGAGAUGGUUGUGGCAGCAGCAGCAGCAGCAACAACAGCAGCAGCAGCAGCAGCAUGGAGCCUGAGGAGAGUGCUAGUGAGCACCUGGCCUGCUGUGAGCCAGAUGCUGCCCAGCCACUGCUGCAGCCCAACAACUACCAGUUCUGCUGAGGCAGUGAGGGCCAGCGCACUGCUCUUCUCCUCCAAGCUUCAACUCCCCCAAUGGGUAGGGCAACAUGGGCAAACACACGGAACUCUGCCCUGGCUCAUUUCACUCAGCUUGGUCCACUCUGAAACUUUGGAAUUUGAGGAGUCCAGAAGAUGAGACGCCCAAUUCCCAGAGCCUAGGCCAUCACUGCCAAUAAGGGGCUGAGCCCCUCAUACCUGUUCUCUUGACUUUGGCCUCGUAUUUGCUGUGUCAACUAUUAGACCCCAGGUCACUGGUGGCCUUGUUCCCACUUCUAAGAACCCCACCCCUAGUUCCCUCAUGCCUUCCUGGAAAUGAACUGACUACCUACAAGUCCCCAAGAACUGCCCUAAUAUUGAGAUGACCAGGCUGCCUGGGGCUGAGCAGUCUGGAAGUGGUGCAAUUGCCUACCCUGACCACGUAGAGCACAGCCCAGAUACCUGCAGCCCACAGGCCCCUUGGAGCAAGAUGUCUCAAUUCUAAGACUCUUAACUAGUUCUCUGGUCUCUGCCUAUGGCCUUCCUUCCUCAACCCUACCCCACCCUGGACCUGGUAGUGCUAUAAUGAACCUAGUGGCAGCUAGAAGUGUGUGUGGAGGGCAUUCUGCCAAGAUCCCUGUCAAUCUGGGUUAGAAGGCAGAGGGCCGUGGUAUGUGGCCAGCCACGCCACUCAAGAAGCAUGUGUUCCCUUAAGUUGACUCAUACAACUAACAGUCAUGCUUCCGGAUUUUUUUUUUUUUUGUCAACAUUAAACUAACAGCAUUAAUAUA
This is a messenger RNA of Dipodomys ordii (Ord's kangaroo rat), 3848 nucleotides long. It is a transcript of the gene Csf1r, whose product is annotated as colony stimulating factor 1 receptor. Gene Ontology annotation, cellular component: signaling receptor complex; CSF1-CSF1R complex. The coding region runs from base 127 to 3063 and encodes 978 amino acids. The record is from RefSeq and is a predicted model, not a curated record. Gene Ontology annotation, biological process: protein phosphorylation; osteoclast differentiation; cell surface receptor protein tyrosine kinase signaling pathway. The transcript has 21 exons. Gene Ontology annotation, molecular function: macrophage colony-stimulating factor receptor activity; cytokine binding; ATP binding. Lineage: Eukaryota; Metazoa; Chordata; Mammalia; Rodentia; Heteromyidae.